Molecule: messenger RNA, 447 nt
Organism: Meloidogyne enterolobii
Lineage: Eukaryota; Metazoa; Nematoda; Chromadorea; Rhabditida; Meloidogynidae
Source: the annotation of a GenBank genome assembly
UUUUUGAUGGAACAACAGUCUUUGAAUUCCUCUGAAGAUUUUGCUAAGCCAGAAAUUUCAUAUUUUGGACACUAUGGAAAUCCUAAAAGUUUUACAACAUGGAUAGAACCUCCCUCUCUUUCAAAUCCUUUUUCUUGGCUAAAUUUUCUUCGAUGGGUGUUUUUAGAAAAAGGACAUCCAAAAAUUUUAGAUGAAGACGCAGAAGAAAAAUUACCGGUCCAUACACCGAAAUUUCCAAUUAAUUCACCAUUGGGUGCAACAUGGAUGGGUCAUGCUACUUUAUUUGUUCGAAUUGAUGGAAUUUCGUUGCUAACAGAUCCGGUAUGGUCAAAAUGUGCUUCACCUUUCAACUUUUCUAAUCGUUUCCUAUCUUUCCUCAAUUUUUGUCGUCGUUAUCGACCAUCUCCUUGUUCUAUAGAUGAUUUACCGGAGGUUUUCUAUUUAUAA